This is a messenger RNA of Fukomys damarensis (Damara mole-rat), 1602 nucleotides long. It is a transcript of the gene Rpe65, whose product is annotated as retinoid isomerohydrolase RPE65. Gene Ontology annotation, molecular function: beta-carotene 15,15'-dioxygenase activity; all-trans-retinyl-ester hydrolase, 11-cis retinol forming activity; retinol isomerase activity. The record is from RefSeq and is a predicted model, not a curated record. Gene Ontology annotation, biological process: zeaxanthin biosynthetic process; retinal metabolic process. NCBI's taxonomy places the organism in Eukaryota, Metazoa, Chordata, Mammalia, Rodentia, Bathyergidae. The coding region runs from base 1 to 1602 and encodes 533 amino acids. The transcript is spliced from 14 exons.
AUGUCUGUCCAAGUUGAGCACCCCGCUAGUGGAUACAGGAAACUGUUCGAAACCGUGGAGGAACUGUCCUCGCCACUCACGGCCCACGUGACAGGCAGGAUCCCCCUCUGGCUCAGUGGCAGCCUCCUCCGAUGUGGACCAGGACUAUUCGAAGUAGGAUCUGAGCCUUUCUACCACCUGUUUGAUGGGCAGGCUCUUCUGCACAAGUUUGACUUCAAAGAAGGCCACGUCACCUACUACAGACGGUUCCUCCGCACUGAUGCUUACAUCCGAGCCAUGACUGAGAAAAGGAUUGUCGUGACCGAAUUCGGUACCUGUGCUUACCCAGACCCCUGCAAGAAUAUAUUUUCCAGGUUCUUUUCGUACUUUCGAGGAGUGGAGGUUACUGACAAUGCCCUUGUGAAUAUCUACCCAGUGGGGGAAGAUUACUAUGCCUGCACGGAGACCAACUUCCUUACCAGGGUUCACCCGGAGACCUUGGAGACCAUCAAGCGGGUGGAUCUUUGCGACUAUGUCUCAGUCAAUGGAGCCACCGCUCACCCCCACAUAGAAAGUGAUGGGACCGUUUACAACAUUGGCAACUGCUUUGGGAAAAAUUUUUCCAUUGCCUAUAACGUUAUCAAGAUCCCUCCACUGCGAGCAGACAAGGAAGACCCAAUAGGCAAAGCAGAGAUUGUUGUACAGUUCCCCUGCAGUGACCGGUUCAAGCCGUCUUAUGUGCAUAGCUUUGGUCUGACUCCCAACUACAUCGUUUUUGUGGAGACACCGGUCAAAAUCAACCUGUUCAAGUUCCUGUCCUCAUGGAGUCUGUGGGGGGCCAGCUACAUGGACUGCUUCGAGUCCAAUGAAACCAUGGGGGUUUGGCUUCAUGUCGCUGACAAAAAAAGGAGAAAGUACCUCAAUAAUAAAUACAGGGCCUCUCCUUUCAACCUCUUCCAUCAUAUCAACACCUACGAAGACCGAGAAUUCCUGAUUGUGGACCUCUGCUGCUGGAAAGGAUUUGAAUUUGUUUAUAAUUACUUAUAUUUAGCCAAUUUACGUGAGAACUGGGAAGAGGUGAAAAAAAAUGCCAGCAAAGCUCCUCAACCCGAAGUGAGGAGAUACGUACUUCCUCUGAAUAUUGACAAGGCUGACACAGGCAGGAACUUAGUCACGCUGCCCAACACAACUGCCACUGCCACCCUGCACAGUGAUGAGACGAUCUGGCUAGAACCUGAGGUCCUCUUCUCAGGGCCUCGCCAAGCAUUUGAGUUUCCUCAAAUCAAUUAUGGGAAGUACAGCGGGAAACUUUAUACGUUCGCAUACGGACUUGGCUUGAAUCACUUCCUUCCAGACAAGCUCUGUAAGCUGAAUGUCAAAACUAAAGAAACCUGGGUGUGGCAGGAGCCGGAUUCCUACCCAUCAGAGCCCAUCUUCAUCUCCCACCCAGAUGCCUUAGAAGAAGAUGAUGGGGUGGUUCUGAGUGUGGUGGUGAACCCUGGGACAGGACAGAAACCCGCCUAUCUCCUGAUUCUGAAUGCCAAGGACCUGAGCGAAGUGGCCAGAGCUGAAGUGGAGGUUAAUAUCCCUGUCACCUUCCAUGGACUGUUCAAAACGGCCUGA